Daphnia carinata is the source of this 978-nucleotide messenger RNA. RefSeq lists its product as uncharacterized. The record is from RefSeq and is a predicted model, not a curated record. The transcript is spliced from 6 exons. Gene Ontology annotation, cellular component: membrane. The coding region runs from base 1 to 978 and encodes 325 amino acids. NCBI's taxonomy places the organism in Eukaryota, Metazoa, Arthropoda, Branchiopoda, Diplostraca, Daphniidae. Gene Ontology annotation, molecular function: ligand-gated monoatomic ion channel activity.
AUGGGGUUUUUGGUAGUAACCAGUUGCAAAGUUGCUGAUGAUAACGGUUUACAUAAGCAACGUAACGGCUUAGAACGAAAACAUCUGCAAAUUGUCACAGGCCAAGUAUGGAUCGAAUUUUUAGCUUCUGCUUUCGUAGUUACCGGAUUUUUCAUCGUGUUGACCUCCAUAGGAAAACGGUUGCACGACACGCAGGAUUCCGCGACGAGCACGGCCGCUUUUGCGUGGUACUUGUUCGGUACCUUCUUUUCUCAAGGAAAUCGUAUCCUAGCUAGCCAACGAUUUCAACAAAUCCUCGCCGCAACAUGGUGUCUAGCAGCUUUCGUCUUCGUCAACACUUAUAAUUGCACUUUAACGUCUUACAUGUCGGUGACAUAUCAAAAACCAGAAAUCAACUCAUUUAAGGAGUUGGCAACCUCCACAACUCACCAAGCCAACGUCCUAAUCGGCUCUAUACAAGAAAUUGACUUAUUAAUGUCGACUAAUGAAUAUAUAAAAACGAUUGCAGUGAGAAUGAAACAAUGUCCUGAUUGUAGGAAAUUCAACUCUAGCGAUCAGGCUUUGCAAGUUUUAAAAAACGACAAUUACGCUGCCAUUAUAGCAUAUAGCAGUGGUAAAAAUAACAUGCAGAAAUAUUCCUCUGAGAGAGGCAAAUGCCUUUUAACCAUGGCCAAGGAGAAAACGACGUGGGCUAAUAUGUUCCUUGCCGUCCCGAAAACAAGCCCAUACAAAGAGGAAAUUGAAAGAGAGUCUUUAUGGUUUCAUACCGCUGGGUUACGUGAAUAUUGGUCCGUUCGCCAAGCAAAAUAUCCCAAGGAAUGCGAGCUCACCUACAACAACAAAGGAAUGUCUACCAAGAGAUCGAGCAAUCAAAUUAAAUUGGAACAGUUUCAUCUACCUUUCCUGAUUCUCAUUGGCGGCUAUGUCCUUAGUCUCCCACAGUUUUGUCGCGAACUUCUUUAUCGUCGUAGACAUUGA